Molecule: messenger RNA, 1008 nt
Organism: Cyphellophora attinorum
Lineage: Eukaryota; Fungi; Ascomycota; Eurotiomycetes; Chaetothyriales; Cyphellophoraceae
Product: D-3-phosphoglycerate dehydrogenase
Exons: 1
Coding region: 1-1008 (335 amino acids)
Molecular function (GO): NAD binding
Source: RefSeq, a predicted model, not a curated record
AUGUCGGCCUCUGACCCGGCAGCAAACAGCCUCGCCAUCCUAGACGACUACCACUCUAUCGCCCUCAAACACUUCACAGACCUCCACCCCACCCUCCCCAUUACCCUGUUCCCGGACACACUGCACCCACUACACUCUGAGCAGGACCAUGCUGCCCUGAUCGCCCGCCUCAAACCCUUCACCAUAAUCAGCACCAUGCGCGAACGCACCCCCCUCCCCGCCUCCAUCCUCACCCAACUCCCCAACCUCCGCCUCCUCCUCACCACCGGCAAUCGCAACCUCGGCAUCGACGAAGUCGCCGCCUACGAGGCCGGAGUCACCUACACCGGCACCGUCGCUAUGGGAUCCAUCCCUCCCAAGGGCGCGACUGAGGCUGAUCUCGCUGAGAUCAAGGAUUUGAGGGGGCGGUACAGUGCUACGAAUGAGCAUACGUUUGCGCUGUUGUUGAGUUUGGCAAAGUAUAUCCCGAGCGAUGACUAUCGCAUUAAGGCGCAGCCGACGGCGCCGUGGCAGACGGACCUCGUGACCGGGCUUGCGGGGAAGGUGUUUGGGUGUAUCGGCCUCGGCCGCUUAGGCGCACAAGCUGCCAUCACUGCGCGGCUGGGGUUUGGGAUGAGGGUGUUGUGCUGGAGUCCGAAUCUGAAGCAGGAGCGGUGCGAUGAGGUCGCAAAGGGCGUUGGCCUGCCGGCGGGCACGUUCAAACUGGCGGGAAGUCUGAAGGAGCUGAUGGAGGGCAGCGAUGUUGUGAGCGUGCAUGUCGUGCUCAGCCCGCGGUCGAAGGGAAUGCUCUCUGCUAGGGAGCUGAGCUGGCUGAAGCCAUCUGCGCUGCUGAUCAAUACUUCACGUGGGCCACUGAUUGAUGAGACUGCUCUGCUGGACGUAUGCAGCCGCGGCGCGAUCCGUGGUGUUGGGCUGGAUGUGUAUGAGCGGGAGCACUCGCGGGGGAUAGUCCGUGGCGGAAAGGGGAGGGAUAUUGGGGACGAGAGGGGAGGAGUGCGGUGGUGUUAA